Thrips palmi is the source of this 1103-nucleotide messenger RNA. Its product is annotated as mite allergen Der p 3-like. Gene Ontology annotation, biological process: proteolysis. The transcript is spliced from 7 exons. Lineage: Eukaryota; Metazoa; Arthropoda; Insecta; Thysanoptera; Thripidae. Gene Ontology annotation, molecular function: serine-type endopeptidase activity. The coding region runs from base 116 to 961 and encodes 281 amino acids. The record is from RefSeq and is a predicted model, not a curated record.
CAAGCACAUUUGAGUACUGACUACUCGGAGAACUGAAGUCACUUAAAAAGAGCAACCGCCUCGCGCACGACGUAGAAGAGGAGACCACGCUUAUCAGUCAACUUCGCAGCACAUCAUGGCUGCUCGCUGGGCUGUCUUCGCGAGUGUCGUCAUCUGGAUGGUACUUGCUGCCAGAGGUCAAUGGGAGGAGUCGAAAAUCAUUGGCGGUACCGCUGUCAGCAUUAACAAGUCACCUUUCUUGGCCGCCCUCGAGAAACGCGACACCUCUUCAGCUCCAUUCCUCCAAAAUUGCGGCUGUGUCAUCAUCGAUAGGCUGUAUAUAAUCUCAGCAGCCCACUGUUUUGCCGAGCUUGCUGAUGACCUGACCAUAUCUUACCCCGCUGCGUCCCUUUUCCGCAUACGCGCCGGAUCGUCUCUGUUGGAGAGAGGGGGCACCCUCCACUCAGUAGCUAAAUACUGGGUGCAUCCUAAAUUCAAGGGAAUCAAAGGAACCCAAGGCACAGCCUUGGAUUACGACAUCGCUGUCGCUCGUCUGAAGACACCUAUCGUCUUCGGGAAGACGGUGGCCAAGGCCAAUCUCAUCGGCAUGGGACAGCACCUCAAGAAGGGUACCAAGGUCAUCACUGCGGGCUGGGGAGUAACGCAGGUUAAUGGGCAGAACGCCGCGCCAUCCGCGCUCCUUCGACGAGCCGUCUUCAGCAUCGUGGAACAGCCCGAGUGUGAUCGGCAGUACCUCAAGCAAGCCAAUGCAAGAGUGUCACAGCGCUGCAUUUGCACCUAUGCGGCAAGCAAGGGCAACUGCCUGGGAGACUCUGGUGGUGCCGUGUACAACAGGACGGGCAAUGUCGUGGUCGGCAUCGUCUCAUGGGGCGCAUGCGUUCAGGUGCCGAACGUCGUUACUGACCUUGGCAACGUGGAAAUUCGCAACUUCAUAAGGAACCAAAGUAAAUUAAAAGUGUAAGAAUUCCUUGUCUCUCCGACGAGCGAAGCUACCGGAAAUGGAUAACAAGUCGGCAGCUUGGGCCGCCGUCGGCAUUAAUUAAAUCCUCACAUACAUUUGGCCCUGUGUGUUAAGAUAAUAAUAAAAUUGAAAUCAGACUAAA